AUGUUGAGAACUUUUACCAAAACUGCAAUCAACACAAGAUCAGCCUCCCAGUUGAGAUUUUUCACCGUUUCUGCGGUUACUUUCAAAGACACGAGAACGGAAACUGAUGCUUUUGGUCCAAUUGAGGUACCAAAUGACAAGUACUAUGGUGCUCAAACUGCCAGAUCAAAAAUGAACUUCAAAAUUGGUGGUCCAGCAGCCCGUAUGCCAAUUCCUGUGGUGAGAGCCUUUGGUAUUCAAAAGAAAUCAGCAGCCCAAGUAAAUGAAGCUUUGGGACAAUUGGAUCCAAAGAUUUCGAAAGCAAUUCAACAAGCUGCUACUGAAGUUGCUGAAGGUAAAUUGGAUGACCAUUUCCCUUUGGUUGUUUUCCAAACUGGUUCGGGUACUCAAUCCAACAUGAAUGCAAACGAAGUCAUUUCCAACAGGGCUAUUGAAAUCUUGGGCGGUGAGUUGGGUUCAAAGAAGCCGGUUCAUCCAAAUGACCACUGUAACAUGUCUCAAUCAUCAAACGAUACUUUCCCAACUGUCAUGCACAUUGCCGCUGUCACUGAGAUUAAAGACUCCUUGAUUCCUGCAUUGACAAAAUUGCGUGAUUCUUUACAAGCAAAAUCUGAUGAGUUUAAAGAUAUCAUCAAGAUUGGUAGAACCCAUUUACAAGAUGCCACUCCUUUGACUUUGGGACAAGAAUUUUCCGGUUACACCCAACAAAUUACCAAUGGUAUCGAAAGAAUUCAAAACACUUUACCUCACUUGUUGUAUUUGGCACAAGGUGGUACCGCUGUUGGUACUGGUCUCAACACGAAAGUUGGAUUUGAUGCCAAAUUUGCUGAAGCUGUCUCCAAAUUGACUGGUUUCGAAUUCCAAACUGCACCAAACAAGUUUGAAGCCUUGGCCGCUCAUGAUGCAAUCGUUGAAGCAUCAGGUGCACUCAACACCAUUGCUGCCUCUUUGUUCAAGAUUGCCAACGAUAUCAGAUACUUGGGAUCUGGUCCAAGAUGUGGAUACGGAGAGUUGGCUUUGCCUGAAAACGAACCAGGUUCAUCAAUUAUGCCUGGUAAGGUUAAUCCAACACAAAACGAAGCCUUGACUAUGGUUGCUUGUCAAGUGUUUGGUAACAAUGCUGCUAUUACCUUUGCGGGCGCCUCGGGACAAUUCGAAUUGAAUGUCUUCAAACCAGUCAUGAUUGCCAACUUGUUGUCAUCAAUUAGAUUGAUUGCAGACGGUGCCAACUCUUUUAGAGAACACUGUGUUGAUGGAAUCGUUGCCAACAAAGACAAGAUUGAAAAGACUUUGCACGAGUCUUUGAUGUUGGUGACUGCUUUGAAUCCAAAGAUUGGUUACGACGCUGCUUCCAAGGUUGCCAAGAAUGCUCACAAAAAAGGAUUGACUUUGAAAGAGUCAGCUUUGGAGUUGAAAGCUUUGAGUAGUGAGGAAUUUGAUGAAUGGGUUAGACCAGAAUUGAUGAUUGGUCCAAAGUAA
Molecule: messenger RNA, 1479 nt
Organism: Lodderomyces theae
Lineage: Eukaryota; Fungi; Ascomycota; Pichiomycetes; Serinales; Debaryomycetaceae
Gene: FUM12
Product: Fum12p
Exons: 1
Coding region: 1-1479 (492 amino acids)
Biological process (GO): malate metabolic process; tricarboxylic acid cycle; fumarate metabolic process
Cellular component (GO): tricarboxylic acid cycle heteromeric enzyme complex; mitochondrion
Molecular function (GO): fumarate hydratase activity
Source: RefSeq, a predicted model, not a curated record